AUGCCAGCGGCUGGAGCACAAGAGCAGAUCCGAAAAUGCAGGACGAUAAAGGCAUACGAGACACAAAAUAGAUUAAAAUGUGCGAAGCCAAGAGGCCAGCAGAGCCUGAGGGAACGCAGCACGACAACAAUCAGAUGCCUUUUGAUACAGCAUCUUUUUGUUGCCGAGACGAGCAUGCGCUGCGCCGGGACAAGGACAGACAGACACCUUUGUUGGAGAUCUGUGCCACCAGACGAUCGGAUGGGUGACAGCAGCGUCAAAUCUGGAAGCUGCGGACGGGGCCUGUUAUGGACUGUUCUGUCCUGCUGCGUCAGGAUCUCGCGCAAGCAAAUCGAAAAACUUGAGGCGUGUACUGCGUUGAUGAGAUUGAGGGAAGGAAAGAAGCAUGACGCUUGUCUCGCUUGA
Messenger RNA from Neurospora tetraspora, 405 nucleotides. RefSeq lists its product as uncharacterized. The record is from RefSeq and is a predicted model, not a curated record. Lineage: Eukaryota; Fungi; Ascomycota; Sordariomycetes; Sordariales; Sordariaceae. The transcript is spliced from 5 exons. Bases 1 to 405 code for a protein of 134 amino acids.